AUGACCUCCUCGAAUCCUGCGAAUCCUCUCCCAGCUCCUCUUCCUCCGCCCUCAUCGCUCGUUCCAACCGUCUCCCCCGCUACCCUAUCUUCGCUUGCCAUCUACAACCCAUCGCUUGGCCCGACAGACGAAACUGUCCAUGAUCAGAUCGUAUUCUAUACUUCCCGACGUGGAAAUGCCGUAACAGCCAAUGACAGAUUGCGUCAGAUAGGACUAGCUCAGGGCGUCGUGGAGUUUGCCCGCGGCUUUUCUAAGACUCAAAAUCUCAGCUCUGUCGAGACAGAGAAGUCUAGGAUAGUUACUCUGGAGAUUGAGGAACCUGGUUGGUGGAUUCUAGCUCAAAUCGAUCUCACAGUCAUCCAUAACCCCUCAACAUACCCCCCUACAAUCAAGUAUACUUCUCAGGAAGUUUCUCCUCCAGCACUAUUGCUGGCUGACAUUCGGCAAGCUUACGACCAAUUCCACUUUCAUUAUGGCUCCCUUGCCUCAAAUCUUGCUCGCCUCGGGAGAUCAGCGUUCUGCAAACGACUCGAGAAGUUCUGGCUACGUUGGGCAUGGGGGAGAUGGGAGGUGAUGCUUCAUGCAUCACCGGCAACGGGAAUAUUGGGUGGUGGUGGAGGUAUAAAGAUGGCUGGUGGAAGGCCAGGUAAAGAAAUGGGAAAUGAGGAAAGAGAAUUCCUAAAGGGGUGGGCCGAUAAAGGGAAAUCGAAAGGAUUAGUGGACCUGGUAGCCUCCAGGUUUGGUGAGCCCCCGGAAGAAGCCAAAAACACCAAAGGGAGUGAAAGCCGCAGCGGUUUUUGGUUUUGGAACAGCUCAAACAAGCCUUCAACUCCAUCGACUGCUACGAAAAAAGGCCAGCAAGGACCAGCUUUCAUUAUGCCACAGGAUGGAUGUAUCCUCCCUGGAACGGGGGCGCUGGACUGCCGGUCCAUAAGGGAUGUAGCUAUUUACUUGAGCGAGCUCUAUCAAUAUGGCGAAGAAACCUUUUCUCGACCAAGUGCGAGUUCCCGGCAAAGAAAAACUCGUAACAGGCCCAAGGCACCAGCCAAGGAUGGUUCUGAGGGGAGUCCCCCACGAACAAACAUUUUAAUUGCCAGACCUGCAAGAGCAGAGCCGGAAGCCGCGUCAUCCCCCUCAGAGCUAGUCGCCAGCGUGGCCAUAGAUAAGUCUGUCGAAGGUGGAGGACCCCCCAGAGGGGCACACGGGACCUCCUCCUCCCAGAUAGCACAAGAGUCAUCCAACAAGAAGCAAAGCCCCAGUAAUACCAAUGCAAAAAUAUUGAACCUGCUUACAUUUGGAUGGAGCGGGGGCUCAACGCCAGGGAGGGGUACUCGGACCACAGGCACAGAUUCUAUCACCUCAUCCCCUGCGCCCUCGUCCCGCACACCUUCACCUGCACCAAUGAAAGUUGUGGAUCCCCAGGCAAUUGAGGAGACUGACGGGCCUGCUGGUAGGAUGAAGGAUGAAAACCCCAAAAGAGCUAGGUUUGUAAUUGGCUUUAUGGGUGACUUGGAUGUGGAGGAUUUGGACGAAACCGAAUCUGGGGGGAGAAUUACAAGCAGAACUAUUUGGGCCACAAGAAGUACCACAAAAAAUGAAUCGGAUGAGCAAGCUCGAGGCGAUAUUACACUAGAUGAAGGUCUCGGAAGAAGAAGUAGCGAGACACCUACUAUUAAGCAAGCCAAUUUAGAAGAGCUCAGAAUUGUCAUAUACGCAAACCAUCCUUUUAUUCUCGCUUUCAUAUUUGAAAAUUCCACCCGACACCUAACCUCGCCGUCAUUUUAUCGAACCAUACAUCACCAACUCGCACCGCUCCAUGAACCAAUGUUGAAAAUUUCUCCUCUUGGUGAACCCAAGCUAUCGCUCAAGGUCCCAGGCUUAUUAUCCCCAAUCCUCAAACCGCCUUAUGAUAUCUUGUACAACCCAAAGACAAGGACAAUUCAUUGCACCCUCCCGCCCAUCCCUGAACCAGCAUUGGAGCAAGCCAAUCCAGGAGCUGGGGCCGGGUGGACCAGAGCAGACGCUUUCCAUGUUCACGCCCUGAUCUUGGGAAUAUUGAGUGAAACAACAGGUGAUAGGUUGGAAAGGGAAAGGAGUGUGCGGAGUACAAAAGGCUGGUGGGUAAACUGGAUGAGACUCGAUGGUGGGGUGGAAGGGAUUGCGGUUCGAAGAGCCGGUGAAAAUAAGGCAGCAGACGCUGCAGCAGGGCUAGUCGGUGCCAGUGGCACAAGAGCGGGAGCGGGAGGGAUCGAUAUUAGGAACUACUUUGAGGGAUUGGUCCGCGGUGCCAAGUAA
This is a messenger RNA of Tuber melanosporum (Perigord truffle), 2295 nucleotides long. RefSeq lists its product as uncharacterized. The transcript has 4 exons. The record is from RefSeq and is a predicted model, not a curated record. Gene Ontology annotation, biological process: vesicle-mediated transport. NCBI's taxonomy places the organism in Eukaryota, Fungi, Ascomycota, Pezizomycetes, Pezizales, Tuberaceae. Gene Ontology annotation, cellular component: intracellular membrane-bounded organelle; Mon1-Ccz1 complex. Bases 1 to 2295 code for a protein of 764 amino acids.